Oncorhynchus tshawytscha (Chinook salmon) is the source of this 2701-nucleotide messenger RNA. Its product is annotated as probable G-protein coupled receptor 88. Lineage: Eukaryota; Metazoa; Chordata; Actinopteri; Salmoniformes; Salmonidae. The record is from RefSeq and is a predicted model, not a curated record. Gene Ontology annotation, biological process: G protein-coupled receptor signaling pathway. Gene Ontology annotation, cellular component: membrane. The transcript has a single exon. Bases 1278 to 2324 code for a protein of 348 amino acids. Gene Ontology annotation, molecular function: G protein-coupled receptor activity.
AGAGAACAUAAUUUGCUCUAAAUCAGCCAUUGGAGAUUGUGUAAGGUGUAACCUAUAAUGUACACUACAGUAUGAUUAUUUGUGUUUUUAUACAAAGUUUUGUGUAAAGUCCUGUGUGAGCUACUGUAUGGUUCGAAACCCUUUGAAUCAUUUUAAAACGGAUCCAAAUGCAUGGGGCUUUCCAUUUCAGUUUGUUCCAAUCCAGGCCAUGUUGAUUCUCUUUCAUAUAAAUGUCUUGUUGCUAUUGAAAUGCUGAAGUCAUGGUGGAUAAUAAGAGGAAUGCCAUUGACUGGUAUGGAUGGGUUUUGGCUUUGUAUACACCCACCAAUGAUCUAUUAAAACGGUGGUGUUCACAUUUCCUGCCUGUUAUAUAGACCGUGAUUCAAUCUGGCAAAUGGUGUAUUUCAAAUUUUUCGCUUUCAAAAGUGUAUUAGAUUUGCACAGCAGUUAGUCCAGUAUGGAGGGAGAGUUAGGUAUUCGGGUCUGUCUGAUUUUUGUUAACUGAAUGAAUUCUCAGCCAGGUUUGCCAUCAACUGAACAGGUUAUGCCCAUUUCUGAAUCGAGUGUAAACUCCCCUCGGCCUCCUUCCAGGACAUCCUGCUGUAUCACACUCUUCAAAACGCUUUUUGGAAAUGGCCAAUCUGCAAUUGAUUGAAUGGUGUUGGUGCCUUGGUGUUGGUGGACAGACAUGUUACUAAUAUUGUAGGCCUAUUGACAGUUUUCUGUAAUCCCUUUUUAUCAAUCUCCGUAUUAUAUUUAAGAAUAUAUUAUUUUUCAACAAAUGGAUGUUUUGGCUAGAUAUUCAAAAGGCUUCUCUGACUCCCAUCACAUUAAAUGUCAGGCAGCCAGCCAUUCUCUGUGGAUGCAUUGGUUUUGUGACUCUUAACUCCUAUAUAAUCACAUAUUAUGAUUUUCCUUUAUUCAAGUUUAGUAGGAUAGCCUAUGCUAUAUUCCUUUAGUGUAUGAUAUAGGCCGAUUUGCAUUUCCAUCAAUUAUUGGAAAUAACACAUGGAAAUCAUUCAAUCUUUAUUAACACGCCACAUGCAGUAGGCUAGAUGUUUAGAGAGUAGGUGUUAUCAUGAACCUGCUGUCCUCCAGUCUUCUCAUACGUCUUUGUUGAUCUGGUGUCUGCAGCAUCACCACAGGCGCUCAAUGCAACUGCCUGCUGCCUCAAUAUGGAAACUAAUUUCCACUGAGGGAGAACAGACUAACAUCAGCAAGAUUGCAAAAUGACUCCUUACCGUUUUUUCGUAUGAAAAACAUUUGAUUCUUCCAACAUGCAAAACGACACGGCGCAACUGGCAGACUGCGAUGUGGGACACGAUGCCAAAAUCAGUCUUGCGGCACUCUAUUCUCUCAUGUGCCUGUUUGGGACCAUUUUAAACCUUUUGGUUGUCUACCUGGUCGUGACAUUUAAGAAACUUCGGACGGCUAGCAAUGCGUUUAUUGUGAACGGCUGUAUAGCCGACCUGUUGGUGUGCGCAUUUUGGAUGCCGCACGAGGCGGUGGGAAUUUAUUCUGGAAGCCCUUUCCCGGCUGGGUACCAAGCCUUCAAAGAUGCGCUCUUAUUCCUCGGCAUCACUGUCUCUCUUCUCUCCCAUUCCCUGAUCGCCGUCAACCGAUACGUGUUGAUUACCAAAUCACCAGUGACCUAUCUGUCCAUCUACCAAAAAAGACGCACAGAAUGGAUGAUAAGCGCUUCGUGGCUUUCGGCGCUGGGAUUUAUUUUACCCUGGAUCACAUCUUUACGGUACCCACAGGAAGGAUGCUCAUAUCUCCCGGCUUCCGCAGCAUCACUGCUCAAAGGAGGGAAGCCCAUUUUCUCUGACCCAUUUGCAGCUGGUACCCUGGCGUUGACUAUUAUUGGUCAGACAAUGGUUGUUCUGUAUUGCUAUUUAAAAAUCUUUCGAAGGGUGCAGAUCAGUGUGAAGAGGGUCAGCAUAUUACAUUUUCCUAUAGUAAAUAACCUUCCAUAUUCGUUCCCCAAAAAGGACAAACGUUUGGGGUUCUACGUGUUGGCAGUGUGUUUCAUAUUCAUACUCACUACACAGCCUCUUUUCUGGGUGUUAUCAAUAGCACUUUUUACCACAGUGCCAUUGGCACUAAGGACUUGUUCUUGGAUGUUUUUCUGCACUCUCUUUGUUACAAACCCAUUUCUCUACACUUGGAAGAACGAGGAGUUUAGAAAAUCUUUCAGAUCCGUGCUCAAGGGAGAAUUUUGGAGAGGGUCUACAGUUGGGGUUGAGCCCAUCACAAUUAAUACAAUAUCUCACCUUCUGCCGAGACAAAACAGUAGAAGGGCAUUUUUGGCUGAGAUAAAUUGAACGGCAUCUGAACUGCAAUGACAUUGGUCCCCUGUAAGCAUACAUCCCUACAGUGUUUUAGAAAGCUUACCUGGCAACUCAACUCAAAAUGACGCUAUUGGUUGCUCAGCGUUGUAAAAUGUUAGUGAUGCUGUUAAGGUAUUAUUAUUAUUAAUAUUAUUAUUAUUAUUAUGUAGUGCCAUUAUGCAAUAAAUUGUAGUUCAACCAGAAGAACAUUCAGCAAAUGAAUACAUAGUUUGUAAAACAUUGUGUAUCAAAUUCGUUUUUGUUUAUUUUCAUGUAUUUUUCUAUAUACAUUUUUUUAUGGAUCAUGGUUGUAAUAAGCCUUUAUGCAAAUUGUAAAUCCACUUAUGUGUUCAUUUUAAUAAAGCUGAAAA